AUGAGCUGCUUCGGAAUCGCAGUUCAGGUCGAGCCAGAGCCAGAGCCAGAGCCCGAAGAAACCUACUCCUCGCUCAAGCUCCGCCUAGAGGAAGCGAUCAAGACUAACUCCUCGCUCAAGCUCCGCCUAGAGGAAGCGAUCAAGACUAACUCCAAACUCGAAGCGGCCUUGCACGAUGCCAUCACGCAGCAAACCCAGCUCACACAACAAGGCCUACAACAAAAUAUCAGAGAGAUAGCAAAAACUUUGAACCCAUCGCCUCAAGCUUCAGACGCACAGCAUGCUACCCCAGUAUCCCUCCCAGCUCCUCCCCAACAUACAACCCUGCCCGCCAGCAACAGCGGCUGCCAAGCCAGGCAAGCCAGCGGCGAGGAGCUUGAUCAGAGAGAGAUUGAUGAAUGCGAAGAGUCUGGCUCGCCGCCAGCAGAUCUUGGGUUCUCGAAAAUUUGCUGGCCCAUCCAGCAAACGUCCAGCCCACCUCAAUGCAUUCAUAUCUCAAGCAGAAGGAUUGCAAGUGCGCCCAAGAGGGUGUAUGAGGCCAUGAAGCAGCGAGAUGAUUGGAAGGACUUGACUUGUCCUGGGAUAGCGCUGGAGUUCGAAAUAAGCGAUCGAUCAACCGACUUCAUCUUACAAGAAUUGAUGGACAGCAUCAAGAAGCUGAACCCCUUGAUUGUCACUGGAGGGACGCGCUACGGCAUUAUGAAAUUUGUCGGAAAAGCUCGAGCCAAGUAUGCAAUGAAUGUGAACCUGUUGGGUAUUGCACCUUCUGCUGUGAUCGAGAUGCCCAAGGAGAACGAGGAGUCAGAAGAAGGACAGGAAACAGACUCUGAACUGGUAGAGACAAGAACCCUUGGAUCGUCCGAACAGCAGUGCGCUGAAGAUGUCACAAACCGAGAACGAGCAGAUUUCUCUGAUGGGGAAAACAAAGAUGGUUUAGGCGCCGAGCCGCCUGGCAAUGAAGCAGUGCAAGAAAAAUGUUUGUUGGAUUUGAAUCACUCACACUUCAUUCUUGUCGAAAGCUUAAGCGAUGAGAGCGUGAGAAAAGAAUGGUGCCAGCGUUUUGGAGAGGAAACUAGUUUUAGGGCGGGACUUGAAAGAAUCAUCUCUGAGAAUUCCGCUGAGAAAAUGAUACUCUCGGUUUGUGUACAAGGAGGCUUGGGAUCAGUCAAGACAGUGUUGGAUGCCGUUGAACAGGGCACUCCGUGUAUGAUAGUUGACGGGAGUGGCAGAGCAGCAGAUCUGAUCAGUGAUGCGGUGAAGUUGUGUUUUCCCAUGGGGAGUAAGGGGCGAAUGGAUAGUGCUUGCUUUGACAGGAGGCAACGAGCUUUAUGCGAUUAUUUUGAAAGCUUGUGUGGAACCAAGUAUGAAACUGGGCAGUGGACAAUCACUUCAAGUGAUGAUCAGAAGAUAUCUCGGAUAUUUGAGCCAGACAGGUCAUGGAAAGAUUUCUUGGAGAUGUACCAACUGCCCGAGUCCAGUCCACUGCUCAUACAUCAAUUGUUCACAUUAGCCAACAGCGGUAAGUGCUGGAUUUUCGAAAUCAACGAAGGACAUCAAAGUGGAGACUUCAAAGAUGCAAUGUUGUAUUGUCUUCUGCAUGAGGUAGACAAUCAGUUGCAGAAAAAAAUCGAUAUUGAUCAACAAGAAGCGGCAAAAAACCUUGAGUUCUCGAAACAGGAUGAAUUGAUAACGCAAGCGUUGCAUAAGAAGUUCAAUUUAGCCAUCAAGUUUCAAAGUCCCCAUGUUUUGUCGCAAACGAUCGCAAGUGCGUGGAAAGAUGUGACAAUGAAGCGAUACGUCCAUGAAGUAAUCGAAGAUGAGUUUGUGUUUGCAUUUUGCAACUCAACAGCUGCAAUGGUUGAGGUGUUGCUUCAAGAAGUACCUCAUCUUGAAUUUCUGCGCAUUGGUUGGAAAGAGUCAAAGCUUGCCUUUACUAGGGGAAGCGGACUCAUGACUUCAAAGGAAUCGAAGGAAGCAAGAAGACGGUUGAGGCUUCUGAAUGAUUUAAUGCCCAAAGUGCAGAAGGAAACGACACACGCUGGACUCCCUAAGAGAGAUUUCAGAAGGUACCAGGAUGAGACUAGGUUGUUUGACAUUUCAGAGUUUGCAAAUGUCCGCAACGAGAUCGAUCCUGAGAUAGAAGAAGUAAUUUCUCAGUUGGUCUUGAAACAAAGGCAGAUGAGAAGCAAACUACGCUCGAGGGGUUUUCCCAUAGUUCAAUACAACUUGGGUGCAGAUGGUCCCUUGGCUGACUUGUUCUUGUCCAGUGUCGUCACACAAAAGUUUGAUCUUGCAGACUUGAUCUGGAGGCUUUGGAUCCCUGAUAUGGACAAACCUGGAGUUUUUUGGACUGAGCCAAUCAAUUCGAUCACUUAUGCCCUCAUGGUACUGCUCUUUACCCUCUCAGAGCCUUGUCAUUCUUGUUUGCAGGCAGUAGGCUACUUGCGAAGGAAGUCAUUGCGGGAGGUCAACACGACAAAGAGGAUUUUGAUGGAAGAGAAGGCAGAUCAUCUUGAAAGAAAUGCUAUUGAGGUUUAUCAUCAUUCAAUCAAAAAUGAUAAAGCGAAGGAGAGCAUUCAUGGAAUCGAAAAUGUGAAUACACGCCUGACGUGGAUAUUCUACGUGAUUGAUAAGCGUUUGACAGAUUUUGAAUAUCCGAACAAGAAUUUUGGAUACCGGGAGCUUCGAUCCGUGACGCAGCGAUUUGAAAAACUUAAAGAACCGAGCGUGUUUGAUCGAUGGGGCUGUUGCAUGUUCUCCCCCAUUUCCAUCUUUGUUUGGAAGGGGAUAGAGCGCCUUGCUGCCACGAUCUGCUUUACCCUUGUAGUGUAUCCAACGUACGAGUUCUCCAUCAAACUACAUGAAAUUCAUAUCUUGGAGUGGUUGUUGCUCGGACAUUACAUCGCAUCUUUCAUUCGUGGGAGUCUUGUUCUUAUGCAGACGGAGAAAGAGACAAGCAUUCCGUCAGGCGUGACUGACAGUAAUUUAGACUUUGUUGCUUGGAUGUACUCAGACCUCGUAGCUUUUGUGGCUUACGCUGUUGGUCUUGCUAGGCACGUGCAAUGUAUACGUCAUACCGAAACAUGUCGUGAAAUUGAUUUCACGCAAGACAUAUACUUCAUUUUCCUGAUGGCUCUAUCUAUCCUAUUGCUUGGGGCAACUUUGAUCAAGCUUGACAUCUACAACUACGUGACAUGCUACAGCACCUGGUGGAUCUAUCGAUCCUUAUUGAUCUCCUGGGGAGAAGUAAGCAUGCAAGAGAUUACAAACGGUGUUUUUGUUUUGGCGACCCUCCGUAAGCAAUCAAGAAAACAGUGGUUGAUAGAUAUCGUGAAUAUCACCAGGGACAAUUCAAUGAUCGAUUGUGACUUUUUAUUUCCAUUCUUCGUGUUGCCAUUCUAUCUGCUAUCGUCUCAAGAUUUUUGGCGCAAGAGAUAUUCCAGCGAUUUUCCAAUAUUGGGAGGCAUGCUCAAAGAAUCUGGCAACAAAACUCGUUGGAGGCCUUUCGAUCACAGCAGGCCUGACUCGGAUGUUGUAAGAAUUGUAACUGACGCGAAGGAGAGGAAUGAGCUUCAAAGAUUCGUCGCCAUCGUGGCUGAGGCAAAACGGCAAGUCAACAAGCAGCUGAGAAGAGAAAAAAAGAAGGAAGAGGCAGCCAACUAA
This is a messenger RNA of Guillardia theta CCMP2712, 3663 nucleotides long. RefSeq lists its product as hypothetical. Gene Ontology annotation, molecular function: ligand-gated calcium channel activity. The record is from RefSeq and is a predicted model, not a curated record. Bases 1 to 3663 code for a protein of 1220 amino acids. NCBI's taxonomy places the organism in Eukaryota, Cryptophyceae, Pyrenomonadales, Geminigeraceae. Gene Ontology annotation, biological process: calcium ion transmembrane transport. The transcript is spliced from 15 exons.